Trifolium pratense (red clover) is the source of this 1609-nucleotide messenger RNA. RefSeq names its product peroxisomal adenine nucleotide carrier 1-like. Gene Ontology annotation, biological process: fatty acid beta-oxidation; peroxisome organization; ATP transport. The coding region runs from base 244 to 1206 and encodes 320 amino acids. NCBI's taxonomy places the organism in Eukaryota, Viridiplantae, Streptophyta, Magnoliopsida, Fabales, Fabaceae. The record is from RefSeq and is a predicted model, not a curated record. The transcript has 5 exons. Gene Ontology annotation, molecular function: ATP transmembrane transporter activity; ADP transmembrane transporter activity. Gene Ontology annotation, cellular component: peroxisomal membrane.
GACUUUAUGAAAGUGUCAUGAAGUGGGUAUUAUAUAUGUAGUGUAAAAAAAAUUUACACUUUAAAAUACAGUUGACUUUAUACAUAAAUUAAAUCAUUGUACCUAGAAAAAAAAUCAUAAAUUUAAACAGGCAUAGCUAUUACUACUUCCAAAGUUUGUCUACUAGUAUUACUUACUCAAUUUAUUCAGAUUGUGUUUAGAUUAUUUGUUUGUCUUUGGUGAGGUUUUCUGAGAACAGAUAAGAUGCAACUUGAUCUGGAAUCAUUGUCUGAAGCUAUUUCUGGUGCUAUUGGAGCCCUUGUUAGCACAGCCGUUUUUUACCCACUUGAUACUUGCAAAGCUAAAUAUCAAGCUGAAGUUCAAGCUCAACAUCAAAGAAAAUACAGGAAAAUUUCUGAUGUUUUAUGGGAAGCAAUUUCUAAACAUCGGGUGCUUUCAUUGUACCAAGGCCUUGGGACAAAAAGUUUAUAUUCCUUAAUUAUGCCAUUUAUUUAUUUCUAUGCAUACAGCUACUUUAAGAAACUACAUUUGAAAAAAAAUGGAAACAAGAACAUUGGAGCAACAGCAAACUUGAUUGCCGCUACUAUGUCAGGCGUCUGUACUGUACUAAUAACACAGCCCUUAGAUACAGCAUCCUUGCGGAUGCAGACAAGUGAAUUUGGAAAAUCCAAGGGACUCUGGCAGACCUUAUCAGAGGGUACCUUGAGCAAGGCAUAUGAUGGUCUUGCCAUAACUAUUCUUUUAUCAAUGAACGUAUCUAUUCAGCUUACUGUGUUCGAUCAGCUGAAACACAGACUACUAAAGGGCAAGAUGAGCAAAAAAACAGAUGCAAAGUCAGCCCCGGAAUCACUUUCUGCAUUUUCUGCUUUCAUGCUGGGUGCAGUUUCAAACUGUGCUGCUACAUGCUUGACAUAUCCAGUCUUCAGGUGUAAAGUAAUGAUUCAGACCGCAGAUUCAUAUGAUAAUAAGAGUACCGAAGCUGAAAGAAAGGCGCAGAAGACGAUCUCUGGAGCACUCUAUACAAUUUGGAAAAGAGAAGGUUUGCUGGGAUUUUUCAAUGGAUUGCCAGCACAGAUAGUGAGAAGUGUUCUCGGCUCUGCAUUACUUCUGAUGGUAAAGGAGAAGAUCACAAAGUCAACAUGGAUUCUGAUGCUCAAGAUUGGAAGAUACUUGUCUGUCAAUCCCUCCAAAUUGAAAGCAUCUUGAAUUUGUGAUGAAUAUAUAUAAGAGACAAUUCACCUUCAGGCUUCAUUAAAUAAUCGAUGAAUUUGGUCUCUUGUAAAAAGGACCGGAGAGAGUAUUAUAAAUAAUUUCUCAUUCAAGGACAUGCUAAAAAAUAAGGAUCGAACAAGACAACUUUAGUUGGACUGUGUUUGAUUUUAAAGCCGUUACUUAGAACGGACAAAAAAUUGAACUUUUUGUCCCGUAUUAUUCUAUCAUGGAUUAUUCUGUCCAGUACUAAUAUUUUGCGUAUCAAACUAGCCCUUGCCCUUGUAUGAAAAUAGUUGCAAGUGCAUGAAAUGUGAGUGUUGCUAAGGUUGUAUUGUUUGGCGUUUGUUUCACGGAUGAUAAAUUUAUGCCUUGGAAUAAUGUUUCCAGGAAUUGAUAA